CAACAUUAAAGUAUAUUGCCAUUAGCAACAUGGAGUACUUAAGAACUCUUCCCAUUCUCCUCCUCCUCCUCAGCCUAUUCACAUCCAGCUACGCCGCCACCUUCGAAGUCCGCAACAACUGCCCCUACACCGUGUGGGCGGCUUCGACGCCAGUGGGCGGCGGCCGCCGCCUGGACCGAGGCCAAACCUGGAGGAUCACCGCCCCAGCAGGCACGAAAAUGGCCCGCAUAUGGGGCCGCACAAACUGCAAGUUUGACUCUAGCGGGAGGGGCUCAUGCCAGACCGGUGACUGCGGCGGCGUGCUGCAGUGCACCGGGUGGGGGAAACCCCCCAACACCCUAGCCGAGUACGCCCUCAACCAGUUCGGCAACCUCGACUUCUUCGACAUCUCGCUCGUCGACGGCUUCAACAUCCCCAUGAGAUUCGCCCCCACCAAAGCCGGCGCCAACAAAUGUCGUGCAGUCUCAUGCACGGCGAACAUCAACGGCCAAUGCCCCGCCGCUCUGAAGGUUCCCGGCGGGUGUAACAACCCUUGCACCACCUUUGGAGGACAACAAUAUUGUUGCACCAAUGGACCAUGUGGUCCCACAGAUUUUUCGAGGUUUUUCAAGACUAGAUGCCCUGACGCUUAUAGUUACCCUCAGGAUGAUCCCACCAGCCUUUUCAAUUGCCCUGCCGGAAGCACGGAUUUUACCGUUACUUUCUGCCCAUGAAAUGUUAUAUUAUAGCCCUAAAAUGUUAAGAAUAAGUGGUCGAUCUAAGGCUGUGAAAUCUAAAUAAAAUGGAUGGUUUGUUGUACACAAUCCAUUGAUGAUCAGUUACAAUAAUAAAUGGUUGUAAUAAAAGGUUUCUUUAAUUUACUUAGGUUUUAUUA
Molecule: messenger RNA, 874 nt
Organism: Ipomoea nil (Japanese morning glory)
Lineage: Eukaryota; Viridiplantae; Streptophyta; Magnoliopsida; Solanales; Convolvulaceae
Product: osmotin-like protein OSML13
Exons: 1
Coding region: 30-713 (227 amino acids)
Biological process (GO): defense response
Cellular component (GO): extracellular region
Source: RefSeq, a predicted model, not a curated record